ACAAAUUGAAACAAUAUGAGAUCCUUAGCGCUUUACAUCCUGGAUUUUCUUUGUGUUGCUACUCCUAACAUUGAAGGCAACCACCUGUGUUUCUCAUCCUCAGAUUCAGACGUCCAUUCUUACAAAAACUUCAUCCAACAAUUACGACAAUAUUUCACCAUAAACACUUCUAUACUCUACGAUAUACCCAUCUUGAAACACUCUGUGCCUCCUUCUCAACGCUUCCUCACCAUCAACCUCGACAAUCCCUAUGGGGAAGACAUCUUUGUAGCGGUAGACGUGCUAACUCUUAGACCGGUCGGGUACCGCUCAAACGACACCUCCUAUGUCUUUUUCGAUGCCCCCCGGGUAGCUUUUGAGACCGUCUUCCCCUCCACUUGUCGGGUUCUAUUGGGUUUCAAUAGCGACUUUGAAUCCAUAGAGAACGCUGCUGCUACUUCCAGACUCGACACGCUCCUUGGGUUAGCUCCGUUCGAGUCGGCCGUCUCCGACUUGUUUCAUUACCGUCAAGACUUGUCCCUGUCUCGUUCCUUGUCAUCAUUCAAAUUUUUUUUAGAAGCAACCAAAUUCAAAUUCAUUGAGCAAAGUGUUGUUAAUAGCUUGAAGAAUGGCGUACCCUUCAAACCUACCCUCGCAAUUCUUAGUUUACAAGAUAAUUGGGCCAAGCUUUUGCAAAUCCAAGCAUCUUCUUCACUACAAGGACUAUUUAGAGAGCCCAUUGAGCUUUACGAUUCAAAUCACAGAAUCAUCCAAGUGGAUAGCAUAUAUUAUCCAAUUAUAAUUCCUAACAUGGCUUUGCAGCUAUACCAAUGCAAUAUUGGUACAAAUUUUAUAAGGAUGCCUAGCGUUGGAGGUGACCCAUGCUACGUUCAAACACGAACUGCACGCAUUAGUGGGCUAGAGGGGUUUUGCGUUGAAGCAGACAAUAAGGGUUGGAGUGAUGGCAAUCCGGUCAUUUUGUCCCCAUGUGGAGAGCAAUUAACACAAAGAUGGAGUUUUCAAAGCGAUGGGAGAAUUGGGUAUUCGGGAAAGUGCUUGAGCUUUAAUCUCUCCAGCUAUGUGGUUACUUACAAUUGUAGUGAGGGUGCAGCAGGCAGCAUUAGAUGGAAAGUGUCAGUGGAGGGGAUGAUCAGCAACCCCAACUCUGACCUUGUGUUGACAGCCAACGCAUCAAGGAGAAGCGCCAUGCUGACGGCGGAGCCCAACGCAAAGACACUUGGGCAGAGUUGGAGAGUGGGAAAUUACGUUUGGCCAAUUGUAGGUUCCAUUAUAGGGUUGGAAGAGACGUGUUUGGAGUCGAUGGAUAACAACGCAAAGGUUUGGUUGGAGAAGUGUGUGGAGCAGAAGGCAGAGCAAUAUUGGGCGCUUUACAGUGAUGGAAGUAUAAGAGUAAAUAGUAGCCGUAAUUUCUGCGUGUCGGCAGCUUCAGAUUCCCCAGGGGGCCUUAUUACCAUCACUAAAUGCAAUGGAUCAUCAAAGCAACGCUGGGCUUUCAUGGCGGAUGCCACAAUCUUGAACCCCAAAUCUGGGUUGGUCAUGGAGGUUGAAGGCUCUCAAGUUUCCCGAAGCAAAAUUAUUUUAUACCCCAUAAAGGGUCGUUCUAGCCAACAAUGGACUUUAUUCUACUAA
Molecule: messenger RNA, 1629 nt
Organism: Cucurbita maxima (winter squash)
Lineage: Eukaryota; Viridiplantae; Streptophyta; Magnoliopsida; Cucurbitales; Cucurbitaceae
Product: seed lectin-like
Biological process (GO): negative regulation of translation
Molecular function (GO): rRNA N-glycosylase activity
Source: RefSeq, a predicted model, not a curated record